GCAUUGGCUCUGGAACACGAGCGCGAGCUCGACGCCGACAGCAGAAUGAAGUGGCCGAGGAGGCGCGCGCAGUGCGAGCGUGUUACUGAUAUUCCUGAACUUUACGCGAUUAUUUUCACAUCUGAACUGGACGACAGGCAAACAAACCGGUGAGGAGUCCAGCUGAUGGAUGAGGAUGAGGAUGGUGUGUGUGGGAAGGGUCAUCAGCGCUGGCCUUCCUCUCGCCUGCAGAUAAAGCCUUCAGAGACAGCAGGGCGUCCCGCUCGAUCACCCAACGGCAUGCUGACCUGUGGAGCGCACGAGCCCAGACUCUACGGUAACGCAGGAUUGCUACUGCUAGCGCCGCCCGGCCGCUCUCAGCCCGCAGACGCGGUUCGACAGGAGAACGAGCCGAUGGAUCCGCUCAGAGUCGAGACGCGCAUCGGACAGAAGCUCCAGCUGAUCGGAGAUCAGUUCUACCAGGAACACAUGAUGCGUCACAGAAACCAAAGGAACCAGGAGCCGCUGUGGCGGCGUGUGGCGAAUGCGUUCUACACACUCCUGUUCGGGAGAGACGCCGACGCUCAGGACAGGAGGGCGAAUCGCAGGUGAAACAAAAACUGCCAUCCGUGUCCCAGUCCACAUCACGGAGCGGGACGUUCAACGGCACUGUCUGGUAUCUAACACGGGUUUUGAGGGGGAGAGAACGAAGAGCCUCCGCAGGACGGGGGACGGUUUUUUAUGGCAACCUCUUUUCCCCCGACGAAGAUGCCAUGAUGUUCUUGAGAUUCUAACAGGAAUAUUUUCAUAAACAUGUUGAGGUAUUUUGUACAGUAUGCUGUUCGUGUUUAAGUUUCUUUGCACUUCCGUACGUGUAUUUGAAUGAGCUUCACGAGUCUUGGGAACGCCUUACCGUCCCACGCCACCGCCGAAGGGAACGGGUGAAGAUUCGGAUACUUUUCCUCCAGAAAUCUCCCAGGACGUCACUUACAAAUCUCCAAAGAGGCCGUUUCUCUGAGAAAAAAAAAAAAAAAGCUUUU
Rhinichthys klamathensis goyatoka is the source of this 1019-nucleotide messenger RNA. It is a transcript of the gene bmf1, whose product is annotated as BCL2 modifying factor 1. Lineage: Eukaryota; Metazoa; Chordata; Actinopteri; Cypriniformes; Leuciscidae. The record is from RefSeq and is a predicted model, not a curated record. Gene Ontology annotation, cellular component: myosin complex. The transcript has 4 exons. The coding region runs from base 166 to 591 and encodes 141 amino acids. Gene Ontology annotation, biological process: negative regulation of autophagy; apoptotic process; positive regulation of apoptotic process.